This is a messenger RNA of Arabis nemorensis, 225 nucleotides long. The record is from the annotation of a GenBank genome assembly. Lineage: Eukaryota; Viridiplantae; Streptophyta; Magnoliopsida; Brassicales; Brassicaceae.
AUGACCUCAUCCAUUGCUCUGGCCAAAGAGUGGCUCGAUGCUCAGGACAAUAUGCCUCUCCCAAACCGACCUUCUGCCCCACAACCUCGCAGAGAAGAUGAAGACCUGACAAUAUGCCAAUCGGACACAACUUGGAAUGCAGAUAGCAAGAAGGCGGGGCUGGGCUGGUUUAUCCGGUCACAUGAUAACCAAAACAUUGAGAAGAGCCAAUCAAGCACACACUGA